This is a messenger RNA of Exophiala oligosperma, 3846 nucleotides long. RefSeq lists its product as uncharacterized. Gene Ontology annotation, cellular component: cytosol. The transcript has a single exon. Gene Ontology annotation, biological process: glutathione metabolic process. The record is from RefSeq and is a predicted model, not a curated record. NCBI's taxonomy places the organism in Eukaryota, Fungi, Ascomycota, Eurotiomycetes, Chaetothyriales, Herpotrichiellaceae. Bases 1 to 3846 code for a protein of 1281 amino acids. Gene Ontology annotation, molecular function: 5-oxoprolinase (ATP-hydrolyzing) activity.
AUGGCAGAGAAAAUCAAAGUCUCGAUUGAUCGCGGCGGCACGUUUACUGACGUCCAUGCCAUCGUGCCCGGAAAGCCCGACAUUGUACUCAAGUUGUUGUCUGUUGACCCUGCAAAUUAUCAAGAUGCCCCUACCGAAGGCAUCCGCAGAGUACUAGAGGCCACUGGAAAAGCGAGCCCUCGUGGAGAGCCGCUGAGUCUGGAUAGAAUCGAUGUCUUACGGAUGGGAACAACUGUUGCUACCAACGCAUUGCUAGAACGAAAAGGCACCAAAUCAGCCCUGCUUACUACCAAAGGCUUUCGGGAUCUACUGCGAAUUGGCAACCAAGCACGUCCAGAUAUAUUCGACCUAUCUGCGAGAAGACCUGAUGUUCUUUUCGAGGCCGUCGUCGAGGUGGACGAGCGCAUCAUUCCUGCACAUCAGAGAGCCUCGAAAGACGUCCUUUCGUCUUUUCGAUCCAUCACUGGUGCUACUGGGGAGACAUUUCAUGUGCUCAGAGAACUCGAUAUCCCGGCUGUGAAGGCAGACCUCCAAUCCCUCAAGGACCAGGGCUACCAGUCUAUCGCAGUCGCCCUACUCAACUCAUUCGCUUGCCCGGAACACGAGCUAAAGAUUGGAGAGAUCGCGCAGUCUCUAGAUCUCUCAGUGGCACUGUCUUCCCUGUUGCAACCCAUGAUCAAGGUCGUGCCUCGCGGGAUGUCUGCCACUGCUGACGCCUAUCUGACUCCUGUGAUCAAAUCUUAUAUCGAUUCUAUUUCUGCGAACUUUAGAGGAGGUCUGUCUGGAUCCCAUGGCUGUCGAGUCGAAUUCAUGCAAUCUGAUGGUGGCUUGGUGGAUUUCCGUAAGUUCAGCGGUCUUAAAGCUAUUCUGUCUGGACCAGCUGCCGGUGUCGUCGGCUAUGCCGCCACUAGCUGGGAUGCCCAGUCUCGUGUGCCAGUCAUUGGGUUUGAUAUGGGAGGGACAUCGACAGAUGUGUCACGUUUCGAUGGUCACCUCGACCAUACCUUUUCUUCCAGUAUCUCCGGGGUUAGUAUCCAGGUACCUCAGCUAGAGAUCAAAACCGUGGCAGCAGGGGGUGGCUCUAUCCUCUCGUGGCAGAAUGGCCUAUUUAUGGUCGGUCCUGAAUCAGCAGCCGCACACCCUGGUCCAGCAUGCUAUAGAAAAGGAGGUCCUCUCACCGUCACCGAUGCAAACCUCCUUCUAGGACGAUUAUUACCAGAAUAUUUCCCCAAAAUCUUUGGCCCUACAGAGGACCAGCCCCUUGAUCGAGAAGUUACGCGAAACAAAUUCGAAAAGUUGACCGAGGAGAUUAAUUGUGCUCGGAAAAGGCCUAAAAGAUUUACGCCCGAGGAGGUAGCCCUUGGAUUUCUUCAGGUUGCAGAUGAGUCCAUGACACGGCCAAUCAGAAACUUGACCGAGGGUCGAGGCUUCGAAACAUCGUCUCACCACCUUGCCUGCUUCGGCGGUGCAGGCGGCCAACACGCCUGUAACGUGGCAGCUUCCCUCGGCAUCUCACGCAUCAUUAUUCACAAGUAUUCCUCGAUUCUGUCAGCGUAUGGCUUAGCACUCUCAGAGGUUGUCCACGAAGCACAAGAGCCAAUGGCUGCAGAAUAUGGAAGCUCUCAGGAGCUCAUUGCGGAGAAAUUUGACAAUUUGGUUGCAAGGACCACAAAAGAGCUCGUGGGGCAGGGCUUCACCGACGAUCAAGUCAGACAUGAGCUUUUCUUGAACAUGAGAUAUGACGGCUCAGACACAAGCCUGAUGAUCCGCAAUACUCAGGAUGGAGACUUCGCCAGGCUCUUUGUGGAACGCCACAAGCGCGAAUUUAACUUCACCUUUGACCGACCUAUUCUCGUGGAUGAUAUUCGGGUGAGAGCAAUUGCAGCUUCGAAGACGGUGGUUGAGGAUAGUCCAUUGCAACAACUCAGGAGAGUUAAACCGUGCCUAGCCGGAGAACCUACGCAGCGAAGUCAGGUCUUCUUUAACUCGGGCGAUGGAUAUGUCGAAACGCCAAUUUACUUCCUGAACGAGCUCAGAUCAGGUGUCAAGCUACACGGGCCUGCGAUCAUUAUCGACAAGACCCAGACGAUCGUCGUCGUGCCAGAUGCGGUCGCAAAUAUCCUCGAAACGUGCGUCGUUAUCGAUUUGAAAUCGACACCUCGAGAGAAGUUAACAGAGGACCAUGUCGAUCCUAUCCGAUUAACCAUUUUUGGCCACCGGUUCAUGUCUGUUGCUGAGCAGAUGGGCCGUACCCUCCAAAAGACUGCGGUUUCCACCAACAUCAAGGAAAGAUUGGAUUUCUCAUGUGCUCUGUUCUCCCCCGACGGCGGCCUUGUCGCUAAUGCUCCUCAUGUGCCUGUUCAUCUCGGGUCGAUGCAGUUCGCAGUGCGGUUUCAGCACCAAAAGUGGUUAGGAACCUUGAAAGACGGAGAUGUGCUUGUGGCUAACCAUCCUAUGUCCGGUGGAACUCAUCUACCGGACGUGACUGUAAUCACGCCAGUAUUCGCGCAAGGCACCAAAGAGAUCAUCUUCUACGUCGCAUCCAGAGGCCACCAUGCAGACAUCGGAGGUAUUCUGCCUGGAUCCAUGCCACCAAACUCGACUGAGUUGUGGCAAGAGGGCACUGCCAUUGAGUCCGAAAAGGUAGUCGAGAAUGGAGUGUUCAACGAAGCACGCAUGCGACAAUUGUUUCUUGACUUCCCUGCGCGUCACCCUGGAUGCUCAGGCAGCAGAAACUUGAACGACAAUAUCUCGGACUUGAAAGCCCAGAUCGCUGCAAACGCGCGGGGUAUCACCUUGAUUCAGGGAUUGAUCGACGAGUAUAGUCUUCAGGUCGUUCAGCAAUACAUGUACGCGAUUCAAGAAACAGCAGAUCUGGCAGUCCGUAAUUUGCUGCAAGCUUUGCAUAAAAGUCAGGGAGGCCGACCCCUCGAAGCACUGGAUUUCAUGGACGAUGGUACGCCCAUCAAGCUGAGGAUUACAAUCGCUGAAGACGGCUCUGCAGUGUUUGACUUUGCCGGCACCGGGCCCGAGGUGAACGGCAACAUCAAUGCCCCCGAAGCGAUCACACAUUCUGCCAUCAUCUACUCUCUCCGUUGUAUGAUUGCGGCAGACAUUCCCCUCAACCAAGGCUGCCUGGCGUCCAUUCAUGUCAAGAUACCCAAACCAAGCAUCUUGAGCCCUUCGCGAGCCGCCGCCGUAGUGGGCGGGAACGUGACGACAUCCCAACGAGUGACCGACGUAGUCCUGAAAGCACUGAACGCGUGCGCCGCGUCACAAGGGUGCCUCAACAACCUGACGUUUGGUGUCGAUGCUCAGAAGAACCCCGCGACGGGCGAGAUAGUCCCCGGUUUCGGGUACUAUGAGACCAUAGCUGGCGGCGCGGGCGCUGGAGCGACCUUCGACGGCGAGAACGGAGUGCAUACGCACAUGACCAACACGCGCAUCACGGAUCCUGAGAUUCUCGAGAAGAGAUAUCCAUGCAUCCUGCGGAAGUUUCAGCUCAGAGAAGACUCUGGGGGCAAGGGGUGGCACAAAGGUGGAGAAGGAGUGAUUCGAGAAAUCGAGUUUUUGACUCCGCUGCAGUGCUCGAUCCUGUCCGAACGCCGUGUCCAUCAGCCCUACGGCAUGGCUGGCGGUGGCCCAGGAGCGACCGGGCUAAACUUGUGGUUGUGCAAGGAUGCCGUGACAGGGCAAGACAGAACGGUCAACAUUGGAGGCAAGGGAAGCGUUGCGGUGAAAAGUGGGGAUAGAAUCGUUAUCAUGACUCCUGGCGGGGGCGGUUAUGGCAAGGCAGAAGAUGGGAAGGCCAAGAUGAACGGGACAUUGGUCAAUGGACAUUUUUGA